UACAUCCUCACUCAAAUAAUUUUUCACAAACCCAUUAAAUCUCUUUUCAAAACCUCAAGUGUCAACAACACUAGUAGCUCAAAUAUCCAUGGAAUUAGGGUUUGUCAAGAGAGUUUGAGUCCAAGGUAAGAUAAUAAAGUUGAGAAUUUUACUACUAUAUCCAAACUCUCAAUAUUCCUUUGAGCUUUUAGCUUGUGAUUAAGUUUUAUCUUAUCUUAGUGAAAAGAGGACCAUUUUUUUAGUGAUUGAUUGAUUGGUAUGGUGAAAUCAAAUCCAAUAGCCAAAGACAAAAGAAGAAAAAACGGUCCCUUAUUCUCAAAACAGCCACUGGCCAAAAAACCCAGAUCACUAUUUGCUUUUUCUUCGUUAUCCUGUUGAGAAACAAAGUUGGAUUCUCUUACAAUGUCCUUUUUUUUGGUCUAGCUGGAAUCUUUACGACAUUUCUGUGACCCCAAACAAGCCACAAAAUCAACACCUCCAAACUGUUCGACGAAAAACCUCAAUCCGUUUCUUUUCUUUUAUUUUCUUUAAACCAUGUCUCGUCCUACUAUUAUGACCGUACAUCGCCGGCUUCUCGACGCGGCGCUCACAGUUCCGACGCCGGCCACUUCUUCGGCAUAUAACGGGAACAGAACCCGUGAUUCCUUCAUCAGCGAAUCGAAUUUCGACACCAACAUGGUGAUCAUCUUGGCUGCGCUGCUCUGCGCGCUGAUAUGUGCUCUCGGGCUGAACUCCAUCGUCCGCUGCGCACUUCGUUGCAGCCAGCGUUUCGCGACGGAAACGCCGGAGCAGGCUGCAGCGAGGCUGUCCAGAACUGGGUUGAAGAAGAGCCGGCUCCGGCAGAUCCCGGUGGCUGUGUACGGCUCCGGGACGGAGAUUCCGGCCACCGAAUGCCCGAUCUGUUUAGGGGAGUUCAAGGACGGUGAGAAAGUUCGAGUGUUACCCAAGUGCAACCAUGGCUUCCACGUGAGGUGUAUCGAUACUUGGCUGUUGUCUCACUCAUCGUGCCCAAACUGUCGACACUCAUUGUUGGAACAGAAGCAAACGACGUCGUCGGUUCCCGAUUCCACUCCAGAAGAAGUAAACGAAAGAGAAGACGAAUCCCCGGGAAAUGAAAGCCAAGGCUGCCCCGAUAAUAGAAGAGAUGAAGGUUCAGCGGAAAAUGGAAGAGAAGAAAGUUCGCCGGUAAAUGGAAGAAAAGAGUCACCUGCAAAUGGGUCCGGCCGGGAAGACAGCGUAGUCAUAACAGUCCAUGAGACAAGUUAAGCAGUUUCCGCCAUUUUCUGGCUUCUUCGUAUUCUAGCUUAGCUUUAGUUAUUAGCAAAUGUUUGAGUUUUUUCUUCUUUUACUUUUUUUUUCUUUAAAAAAAUCAUAUAAAGGAUAGGGCAUAUCAUGCUCAUGAUCAUUCAUGUAAUAAUCUUUUUUUUUCUUUUUAAGAUUUUAGAAAAUGGAAUGAAUUUGAAUCGGAAGGAAGAAGAAAUUCAGUAGAGAAAUCUAGUAUGUUGAAUUAAUUUAUGUAAUUAAAUUUAAAUUUGAAUGGAAGUGAUAGUUUUGUGGA
Humulus lupulus (European hop) is the source of this 1558-nucleotide messenger RNA. Its product is annotated as RING-H2 finger protein ATL74-like. The transcript has a single exon. The coding region runs from base 535 to 1266 and encodes 243 amino acids. Lineage: Eukaryota; Viridiplantae; Streptophyta; Magnoliopsida; Rosales; Cannabaceae. Gene Ontology annotation, biological process: protein ubiquitination. The record is from RefSeq and is a predicted model, not a curated record. Gene Ontology annotation, molecular function: transferase activity.